Pocillopora meandrina is the source of this 10350-nucleotide messenger RNA. The record is from the annotation of a GenBank genome assembly. NCBI's taxonomy places the organism in Eukaryota, Metazoa, Cnidaria, Anthozoa, Scleractinia, Pocilloporidae.
UAAUCAGAUUAUAUUCAACUCAUAAUCCGUCACCACUCUUACCAUCCUUGCCUUGUCAUGUCAAGCCCUCUAAGGAAGGUCAGCGGUAAUGUCCUUUAUUUCAAAAUGGCGGACGACAUGUCAACGAAGUUGUUAGUGAGACAUUUGCCCUCUCAGCUCAGUGUGCACGAGAAAACGGAUUUACUGAAACAUUUCGGAGCUAAAGAAGUAAUAUGUAUGGAAAGGAGAGGAAAACUGGUGAGUAUUAAAUAAUUUCUGUGUUAAAUUUUGACUCAUAUAUGGAACAGAAACCUGAAACGAUUGUUGAGAAUGAUCGAGGCAAGCUUGACAUGCUCUCACACUAGCGUUUUAACAGCCAAAAGUUAUUUACUGACACAUGAAAGAUUUCCUGUAUACUGUUAAGAUCAACCAAUGAAUUUAUUUUUUGUAACUGGAGAUGAUACUUUCUUGAAAACGGGGUGUCUAUUUAAUGGGCCUAGGUGGAAGAAUUCGAAGAUUAAAAAUGCUUUAUUUUCUUGUUUUGCUCUAAAUAUCGAUGUCGUGAAUUUCUGAAAAUUGAGCAAAAUAUUAUGUUUAGUGAUGCAAGACAGCGAAAAUUUUACAGAUAAGUCAAACACUGACGGAUAGAUAAUCAAUGUCUGGGUUUACUGAUCUUCAUUUUCAGAGAGAUGCUGCUUUUGCUGAAUUUUCCACCCAAGCACAAGCUGCGCAGGUAGGUUUCUUUUCGUAUUUAUUUAACCCUUUACACCAUAACAUCAGUAGGCAUAUUCUCCAUACUGUUCUCUAUGCACUUCCUAGGAUACUGACAAGGAGAAUUUGUUUGAUAAUCAAGAGCUUCACUGAUUUUUUACCAUUCUCUUUAUUGUCGUGACCCUAUUGUGUGAUUCAGCAGAGAUACUGUAGGGAGAAAUUACAUGCAAGUCAACCCUUAGGGUUAAACAGUGAUGCAGUUGUUCCUGGACAAGUCUGUUGAGUGGCAGAGGGCAUAAAUAGUUCUUUUACAGUCCAUGUGAAACAUUAACCUGUGAAAAAAAGGCUAGACCAUGACACUGGAAUCUUUGAGUUCUAAUAUGUUCUAGACUUGGCUGGGUUAUUGUGUCGUGUUCUUAGGCAAAACACUUAACUUUUACAUUGCCUCUUCCCACGCUGGAGUGUAAAUGAGUACUAGUGAAUUGUCAGGAAAACUUGAUGAAAUGUUGGGGGGGGGGGCAGCACAGCAGAACUGCACUUUAAACUGCAUGUAUUAUCUCUAAAUAUGAAGGGGAGAGAAGACUGGGUUUUGUUAAUGGUGGUGCAGUUUGAAAGGAGGAUUGUUCUUACAGCUUGCAGUGUCUUAGUAACUUUAUACCUGGUUGUGUCAGAUUACUAAUUCCUGCUAGAAUAAAAUGCCAGUUGGUACUACAACCCAGCAAAUGCUAUACAUUUUUAUACUUCACAGGCUAUUUCUCAGUUACACCAGUCUGAGGUUCUUGGCAGCCGAUUGACAGUAGAGUACGCUAAACCUCAUCAUGAACAUCUUGCAGCUCAACAGUGUAGCAGGUAAAUUGUGCUAUUUGGAAUUUCUGUGUUGUAUUAAGUUACAGUCAUGAUAAUAUAUAGAACAUUUUUGACCCUCCCACCAGCAGACGCACUUUGACCUGAUCCACCAAAACUUGUCCUUGUAAAAUCCAGAAAAACAAAUAGCUGCAAAAAUAUCCCACCUUCAGACUUACAAAAACUCACCUUGUAUCCCUUGUAAUUGAAAAUUAAUUCUUGGUCAGAAUGAUUUUAGGCCGAUUUGAUUUGCAUUUUCCUUUUAAUCUUUUCACUUUUAUCAUGACUGUGGUUAAACAAAGAAAAAUAUACAGAAAACUGGUAUGAAUUUAAUGUAUUGGUGUAUGAUAGUCUCCUUAGCCCUCCCCUCUGUUAUUCAAUAAUUUGAAAAAAUUUGGCAAUCAGCUUUUUGUCCUUUUUGUUCUUUUGCUUGAUUAAACUAAAAACAAAUUUAAAAAAAUUAAAGCUCCCUGCAAAAACUUGUGGUACAGUGUAUAUCCCGAAAAAGUUUUUCAGCAUAGGACAAAAAGCAGCCAAAGUGCAAAAUUUAACUCUUGUAAAAUUUUGGUGCCUCACAGUAUGAUGUUGUCUGAAUCAAAGAGGUUUUAAGUAAUAUAAUAUAUGGCACUGUCUUUGUUUCAUUAUAAUGAUCAUGAUGAAAUAAAACGAAGGGAAGGGUAAGUGAAUCUUUUGUGGAAAAUAAAUGAAUACUAUGGAAACUGCAAACUACUUUAUCCUCUCAAACUUGUAAAUUGAACAUUGCUAGAUACAAACUUAACCCUCUAUACCCUAACAUCAGAAUGCAUAUUCUCCAUACUGUUCUCUAUACAUUCCUAAUGUGCUGAUAGGGAGAAUUUGUCUAACAAUCAAGAGGUUCUUUAGUUGAUUAUCAUUUCUUUUCUUCUCUUGACCUUAACAUGCGAUUCAGGGGUGUUAUUGUAAGGAGAAUUGAGAUGCUCGUCACUCUUAGGGGUUAAAGGGUUAAACUGUUUUAUUGACUGUGUAAUUUUAAGGGUCACCCCUUCAAUUGCACUGGAUGAAAACAAAAAUGAGGACGAAGAAACAAGAAAAUUGGAGACAGAACAAGCUGGUAGCAAAGUUAAAGUGAAGUCUGGUGACACACAAGGCAUGGCACCAAGUUUAGGGUAUGACAAACCUAGUAAAUAUUAUGCUAAUCAGAAUUUCUCAGUCACUAUUUUUUGAUUGUUGGUUCAGUAGUAAUCAGUGAUGAAUUUGCCUUGUUCCCAACAUGUGGCUGUAAUUUAGCUUAGUUGGUAGCAAGACCCAACUGGUAUGUUAGAGGCACGGAUUCAAAUCCUGUCCAAGCCUAAAUUUUACUGUAGGCUUCAUUUCUGCAAUUGCUAAUUAAAAAUUGCAGCUCAGCUGCUAAGAUAAUGGCUUAAAUAUUUGAUUUACAUGUUAAUUAAACCUUUUUUUUCUUAUUGAUGUUACAAAUGUACAUGUCUCCGCAUGAUUGUUGGUACACAGACAGUUUGGCUUUCAUUUGUACAGAAUAAGCGACAGAGGUGAAAUUUAAAGUUUUAUGCUUUAGUAGCUAGGACAACAGAGAUAAAAGCAAUGAAUGCAACCUGUCAAGGCUGAUAUAUUGUUUACAGUCACCUUUUCACUUUUUGACACUUAAAUGGUCAUCUGUAAUUUUUUUUUUCAUUUGAUUGUCAAUUUUCGAACAAAAACGAUAAUGGAAGAUAGCCUAGGGAGCCAUUAUGUCCAAAGUUAUUAGUGAUCAUUAAUCUGAACCAAUCCUGAAUAUAUAAAAAAAAGGCCAUUAAGAGUAAUUGUAUUUAUGUUUUUAUGGAUGAUCCUUUUGUUGGUUUUUAUCAUAACCAGGAACUCUCUUUAGGUUAUUUAAGAUGCACGUACGUGUCUGGCUUCUAAUUACUAGUCUAUUAUCAAUUCCUGUAUGUUUAAUUCAUGGAGGAUACUGUUCCAGACAUAUUGUUUAAAACAAUUUCCAUCUGGUGUGCUCUUUUUUUCAAAUAAUAUUUUUAUUCUCUUAGUUUUCAAGAAAGCUCUCUCAUCAAAAAGCACAAUUUGUUUUUUUUAAAUGUUUCUGAACAAAGACUUCACUAGUAAGUUUUUUUCACUUUAUUUUAUUGACCUUUUGUCAAAAUUCUUUUUUAUUAUUGAUGCAGACAUUAGUUUGUUAGAAUGAUUUAUUUUUAGUAUCGUAGAUUUUUUAAAAGUUGAUAUUGAUAAAUUGCAGAGGCUUUUAAGCAUUAAAACUAUACUUCUUACAUGUGUAUGUGAAAGUUGGUAUGCUUUUGUCAAAUGACAGUCAUUAUUACCUUUUUUUUACUUUUUUUGGAGCUAUUAAUUAAACCUAAAUGUUCAUGUUUCACACUUUCUUAUUUAAGCUAAAUUUUUCUUCCUGAUUGUAUGGAGGGAAAUCAUAGACUUAGUAUUCAAUGUUGUGGUACAAAUAGAGGUUUGAAUAUAUUUUUUGAACAUUAUUUCAGUGUCUAGAAAUUCAGUUUGAAUUAUUAAAUUGAUGUUUCAUUAUUACGAGCUGAGUGGGCUUGUUUGAUGUGCCUUGGCUUUAAAGUAUUUUAAAAUAACUAAAUUAUAGUUCUUUUGUUCCAGAAUUAAGUACAAUUGCAACCCAAGUCUUCACUAUGUCUACCCUCCUGUAAACACUGCAAUUCUCACCAACAUCGCCCACACAUUGGCAUGUGUUCCAAAAUUUUAUGUCCAGGUAUGAGUAUCAAAUUAUAUUGUAAGCUACAUUUGAUUGGUUCUUUGUUAUGAAGUAAUGAAGGACAAAGUGUUUUUUUCUUUGAUGUAUAAAACAAAUAGAUUCCAUGUUGUCAUGGGUCUGUUGAUUAAAAUUUCACAGAAGAUGUCAAUGUGGCAAGAACCGCUGCAGUAACACAUCUCUUUUGUUUCUUAAAACAAUUGAGCAUCAUCUGUAACCUAUUAUUGAACAGAGGCACAGCAGCAUGCAAUCUAUUUCUUAACCUUUUAGUGCCCAAGAUCUCAUGAGUAAUUCUCCUUACUGUCUGCCAUACAAUUCUUAUGAUGCUAGUUCUGAGAAUUUGGUACUGGAUCUACUAGAAAAUCCUCAAACUUAUAUUUUUCUUUAUUCUCAUCACCUGUCUGCUUGAUAUUGUAUUGAUUUUGUAAGGAGAAAUUCUCUCUUGGUCACUCAUGGGAGUUAAAGGAUUGAUUAGCAGUUAACUCUUCCAUUGUUGCCAUAACUUCUGGAAAAAUGAUAUUGUGAUAUUUAAUUGUUUUCCCAAGCAUCAUUGUUUAUUAGUUUUAAAUUUAUGCUUCAAAGUUUUCUCAAUUUGAUUUUGCUUUGUUCUAAACUUAAGUUUGUACCAUCUGGGAGGCUGAAUUAGAUGUAAAUUUUCAAGCUUCAGUUCGACUGUUGAGUGUGAGUUGCCACUUUUUCUUGUUGUUUAGGGGAGUAAGUAUUCAUUUUUAAUAUAUUUGUUCCUAGGUUUUGCAUCUGAUGAACAAAAUGAAUCUUCCUGCUCCAUUUGGACAAAUUACCCCCACCCCACCCUUUGUAAGUAUCUACAGUGCUGCAUGUGAGUUUCUCUUGACUCCCCUUAUGUAAAAAUUAUUUCUUUGACAUAGAGGCUAGCGUCCAGUCUCUGUCAAUUUAAGUACAAUAAAUUUAUUAAUUAGAGUUAACUACUUAAGAUUCUCUUGGCUCCCCUUAUGAGAAAUCAUUUCUUUAAUGAAGAAGUAAAAGUCCAGUCUAUGUCAAUUAAAGAUUAGUGAAUGUAUUUAUUGGAACUUAAUACAGCAUUUUAGUUGUAGGGAAAGCUUUUGGAAAGUCUGAAACUCCAAAAAGCAAACAAACAAAGAAACAAGUUUACCUCAAGGAAAAAAUAGCUUUGUCAAUUACUUUGAAACUCAGCAGUCAUGGGCUUCCUGUUGUUUUUCAAGUUAGGUGAAGUACCAGAAGCACCGCAGGUGGCUUCAUCAGAUGACGACAGAUCUAUGUCCAGCGACGAGUCCGAGUUAGAGAGCGAUGAAGAAGAAAGGCAGAAAAGGUUAUAUGUAGUUGCUGUUUUUGUGGGAUGUGGUGUAAGACUAAGUCGUGCAUUUGUGUUUUGAAGCUACGCAAUUUUUCACAAAAAGUCUGUUCCACACCGAUAACUUGGGUCAUUUAGUGGGUUGGUGGUCAGAGUGAUGGACUCUGAAAUGAAAGAUCUAAGUCAAGUCCUCAGUACAUGUAUACUAGGCCAAUAUGUUGUGCCCAUGGGCAGGACAUUUUACUCUCACAGGGCUUAUCUCCCUGUGAGAAUAAAUGGGUCUUGGUGAAGCUAAAGGGAAGCGUAUGAAAAUAGGGGAGGGGGUAUAACGCUACAGUAGACUUGAAUCUCAUGCGGGGAUUAUAAGUGAACAUUCUCCUACAUGCAAGAUAUUUUGGCGACUUUAGUUUCCGCUCCCUUUGGUGUUAAUCUGUGGGAAUUGUGGAAAAAGAUGAGAUGCAAACAGCAGCCAGAAGGCAAUGCGCACUCUUACUAAGACAUACUUCUUACCAACCGAGUUCGAGGUUCGUAUUUCAAGUUACAGACCGAGUUUUUUUCCGUUCGAAUGUAUGCCCAAGCGCGAAGUGAGCGGGCAAUAAAUGUAAGCGGAAAAAACAAGGUUCCAUAAGUUACAAUACGGACCGAGAAAACGAGUUUAGUGAAAGAUUAAUUACAUCUCUGGGUUCAAGCAGAGGGGGAAGAUUUGAAUUCAACCUAAAUGUUGAAUUUAGCGCACCGUACUGUGAAAUACGGCCUGCUAAAUUGACCAAUCAUAGCGCACGCACUAACUGAGAAAUGUCAUAACAAUCAGUCAGAGAGCCCCUGUUUAGAGCUAAGCUAGUCGCCGCAGACAAUAGUUCCUUAGCGUGCGCUAGAGAAAGAACCUGUCAGAUGUACGGAGAUGCGUAUUUCAGUUUCUUUUGGGUCAUUAAGGACUUUUUUGCAAUUUUAGAGCGAAAGAAAGGGCUGAACAUGCCCAAAGAAUGUCUGCUUCCAAACCAGGCAAAAGUGCCCAGAAAAGACCCAAAGUAAACCUUCCAACAUCAAAACCACCAGCCAAGAAAGUCAAGGCAAGUUCUUCAACCAAACAAAUACCUGUAGAGAAAGCAUUUGAACAGCCUUCCGGCCAACCAAAGAGGAUUGAGUUCAAGCUCAUAGAGGCCAUCUCAAAUAUAUUUGAAUCUGCAGCAUAUACUGAGGCUACAGGUAUUAUGCAAGUUUCUCGUUUGAUGUGUUCAAGAAGGGGAUUUUUAGUGAAUAGGCCCAAUUAUUCGAUAUAUAGUUAAAUGGUUUGAACAAGGGGGUAACAUUUGAUCGUGUACUCUGAUCGUACGGGUGAGAGUAGUCAGUUCUGAAAAGGACUAUUUUCGAUAUAGUGACAUAAUGAUUGGUCGUUGCGAUUACUUUGGUUUCGGCUUUACGACAGUCAUUCGGAAUACGCUGACUAGUGGCUGCGAGUGAAUUAGUCCACGAUCUUUUAGUUAGCUAUGAAAUUACUUGAUCAGAGACCCACCCAGUUUGUUACUUGUUACAUGCCCUUGACUUCCGUCCACAGCUGUUGCGCCUCCAGAGGCAGAAGGGUUUGGUAGAUUUGAGCCUCCAGCGGAUCUUGAAGAUGACAAGGACGAACUUGAAGAAGAAGAAGAGGAAGAGGAGUCUGUUUCUGAGGAAAGUAGCGAAUUUAUCUCAUCCGCCGAACUGCGCAGAAACAGAAUAAGUACCAAAGGUAAAAAAAUCAAGUUUUAGUUGAUGUUUACACGCUCUCACCUGUGAUACAUGUGACGUUCAUCUUUGUAAGGAUUGGUAAUUUAUAAUAAUUUAACAACCUGACAUACCUUGAAAUUCCAGUUAGAAAAUUGGGGGGGGGAGGGGACAUGCCCCCUCCCGUUUCCCCCUCUCCUCCCUCCUCAUCAACACUACUUCUGUAAACUCCUUCUUACGUCUCUGUGUGUCUAAUGACUUUAUUUUGGUUUUAUUGCGCAGAAAUGCCGGAGAUUUCUGCUUUCAAGAAUUAUACACCCGGAGAUCCGACAUGCAGGCUUUACAUUAAAAAUCUGGCAAAAACAGUCGAAGAGAAGGUAAGGGAUUCGCCUGUUCAUUAAAGUUGAUAUUUAUGGGCAUUUAUCGCCACUUUUAAUCAAGCACGCUCAUGAAUUGCCGAAUGUCGACUCUCUCUUUUAAUUACUGCGUAAAUACAUAAAGAAAGAUCCCAGGUAUUUCAACUAAAGUUUAUUGCUCUUGUCUGUUUAACCCUUUAACUCCCAAGAUCUCAUUAGUAAUUCUCCUUACUGUCUGCCAAAUGAUUCUCUUUAUGUUAUUUUGGAGAAUUUGGUAUCAGAUCAAUUAGUAAUCCCAUAAUUGAUAUUUUUCCUCAUUCUCAUCACUUGUCUGCAUGAUAUUGUAUAGAUAUAGUAAGGAAAAAUUCCGUCUUGGUCACUCACGAGAGUCAAAGGGUUAAGAGCAGUUUUCAAUUGAGUGUAAAAGUUGUCUUCGUACUUCAUCCUCUCAACCAAUCAGAUAGAAUCCCAACACCAAAUGUAACUCUGCUUCAGGCCGUUUGCGUAUUUUUACUGGAUUUCUUAUUGGAUCUUUGUGUUAUUUCCUUUCUUUUUGGCUGUUGUGAUAAAUGUUGGUCUCCAUUUCACAAUUCUUGUCCUCAAAGCUUAGAUUUGGCUUCUUCAGUUUUUUCUAUAGCUAAUAAUGAAACGUGAGGCGAAAUAUAAUUACAUUUGGUUUCCGCGACAGAUUUUAAUUUUCUUGUCCAUGUUUUAGAAUCAACUGAGUGUUAAGGUGAAUUAAUUUUGUUUCUAGGAUCUCAAGUACAUUUUUGGUCGAUACAUAGAUAUCAAUAUGGAGGAAGAGAGAGACAGGUAUUGAAUGGAAAUGAAACUUCUUAUGUACGUGAGAAUAUGUAGAAAUGGCUGAGAGAGGUUAUCUCUUAGGGUCAGACUUUGUUUGUUAUUCUCACACUUAACCCUUGAAGUAUGUCUUGGGUCGGCUGGGCGAUCAUUUUCCUCAGUAAAUUUUACUAUACUAGAUGUAAACUCUGUCUCAAUGAAAUUACAGUAAUCGACCAGAUCAGUAAUCUUUUGUUGGAUUCCUCGAUUACAGCCUUUGAGAAAUCACUGUUGACCAUUGAUUUUUUUUCCUUGCUCUUUUGAUAAAGUUGCGGUAGAGUAACAGAGUAAUCAGGAAUUUCACUUCGUUCUGUGAUUGCUCUAAAGAUAUCGCGCCACCCUCUCAACCAAUCACAAUCAAAACUAAAACUAAUAGGGACUUGGUCACUCGCGUUUUCCUGUGCUUUAGGCAGGUUACUUGUUUUUUUGUUUGUGUUUUUCUUUUAAAUCCUCGUUGGCUCGUAACCUUUUUUUUUUGUUCAAAGUGGCUGCUUUUGUUCUGAUUCUAGACCCUCAAUCGAAAUGAAAUGACGUUGAAUUAUUCAGAGUAGGAAAGAUAACGCCACGUAUUCUGCUCCACCCUCUGUUAAUACUAGUAUGAAGUUUGUUUUUUUUAUGUGGAUCAAAACUGCUCUGUUUUGCUGUAGAUUUGACAUCCGGCUGAUGAAAGAAGGUCGCAUGAAGGGCCAAGCUUUUGUUACAUUACCGAGUGAAGAGAAGGCAAAAAAGGCUCUCAGAGAUGCACACGGUUACAUCUUGCAGGGGAAACCCAUGGUUAUCGUAUCCUUUUGUAUAGAGCUUGCAUGGAAUAAGCAGCGGCUUCCUAUUUAAGCGUUUUGAGAUCACUAUGUUGAGCGAGUGGAAACAACCGACGCAGAGCGCGAGUGACUGGUGACGAACGCAACGCGCGAGGGACCAUAGGAAGAAGGAACAUGAGCCUCUUUAACCAUACCUUCACUUCUCUGCGCUCUUGAUUCAUUUCCGUUAAGAGGCGUCUCAAGGUUAAGAUAGGAUCUUUGGGUGGGAGCCGGGUCCUCCUUAGUACCACGGGUAGGGGAUGAAGAUUAGGAGGGUAGUGUCUGAACGUCGUCUGAAAUGCUGUACUGAUCUGUGAAGUACGCUUCCUCUCUCUCUAUACCACAUAAGUGGUGUGGACAAUUUCCAAGAACCUAACGGUUUAUUUUUAAUUAAAAGCCCAGAUUUGAUAAAGGGACUGUACUGUUUAAAAUGCUCUUUGGCUCCCUAACCCUACCCCCCCCCCCCACUCUCCAUUAAAACAACAACAACAUUAUCCUGAAGGUGGGGCAUUCCUCCUUAACUGGGGCGUGGCCUAUAAUUCACUCUUCACUUUCGUUGUCAUUUAACCGCAUUAGUUUACUUAUUUGCUUGUAGUCCUUAACAGUGUUUUACAGCAAUUUGCACGAUCAGCGAAAGCAAAGGACUGAGGACGUAUUCGCGGCAAGUUCGAGAAGUUAAGCAGUCACAGAACCCAAACGCAACGUAGUAGGAGCUGGACGUAGUGAUAAUCGCCAAAUGUCACAAAAGGAAGUAAGGUUUUGCUGUUACACGAUUCGUCCCUUCAGUAUUACGCCGUGCAAAAUAGCGCGUGAUCAAGUGUAGACCCGGACGAGUUUGGUCUGGUACCAAGAUCUCUCCGGGCCGAGAGGUGAUUCGCACAAGUAUGGUCUUGGCUCUCUAUCAGGAUGACCUGAAGAACGGACUUGAUGAAAGCAAAUGGCGCACCUUGAGAAAUCUUGCACUGGUAUUGUCUUUCUUUGUUCUCUCAAUUCAACAUCUGCAAGGACGCGCAGCAUUUAAUCCGUAAAAUUUCAUUUAGGUGACGUAAUGGUGGAGAGAGAAUUAUUUGUUGUUAGUGGUUGGUUGAUGCUUCAACCAAUCAGAGACAAGUAUCGAAA